AUGUCUGAUUGUGUAGAUACUGUACGGCUUAAAGGAUUUAAGGACGCAACCGGUCGAAGUGACCUUGUUUAUGGUUGGCUGCUUGGCAUAUGCUUGCUUAGGCUUAUUUUGUUCUUGACUACCAGUUUGUGUCCGAAGAAUGAGCUCACAAAUACCAUUGAUUUUAGAAGGAAAGGGUUCGAUAUGGAACCCAAAUUUGGUGGUGUUACUGUAUACCGCCAGCUCUUUGGUAAAUACAGUUUACGGUUGCAUAGCGAUUUAUUGUUGCUAAAUAUUCAUUUAUUGUCCUCAUAUCGUUUCAUCAGUUUUCCUGUCGCUUUAGAAAUAAACGAAAAAGGAGAAUGGCUGAGCUGGAAGCAGAAAAUUCAACAAUUACCAGUGGAUUUUGAGAGAGGCUUUGGCCGUCCAGCAUUUGAAGCAGAAAUGGAGUGGGUUCUUAACACAGUAGCAAACGAAGACUGGAUCGAACAAAGCAAAAACUUGUAAGA
Molecule: messenger RNA, 488 nt
Organism: Thelazia callipaeda (thelaziosis nematode)
Lineage: Eukaryota; Metazoa; Nematoda; Chromadorea; Rhabditida; Thelaziidae
Source: the annotation of a GenBank genome assembly